UUUCUCAGAAACCAAACUGCCAUUCCCUCAACUGUAAAAAAGUAGAUUGCUUCGGAGGAGGAAGUUCAGAAAGAUGGCAAAUUCAUCGUUCUGUUCUGUUUGGGCGCUGAGAAACUGAGAAUUGAGAUUCAUUCAUUCAUUCAAUUCAUUAUAAUUUAUUUCCUUUUCCUCUUUCCUCUCGUGAUCUUUCUCUUUCUUCUCCUUUUAGGGUUUUUUUCCCCUUUUCAAUUUUGUGUCAUCGCGUCGUAUAAACCAAUCUUUGAAAAAAAAAAAAAGAAUUUGUGAUUGUCUGGGUUGAUUCGGGUGUAAUGUGGAUUUGAAUCGAAUUGGGUGGUGUGGAUUUUGAUUGAAGAGAUUCUUCGAUGAAGAAGCGGCAAUGAGGGAGUGGAAGAGAAAUGGAGGUUAGAUCUGAGAAUAUACAAGUGAGAUGCGAGAAGAUUCCAGCUCAGGUUGUUCCUAGGACUCGGUUACAGGUGUGGUUCAUUAGAGUUUGCUCCAGCAUUUUGCUGUGGACUUGUUUGGUCCAGCUCGUGGCUGUUGGCCAAUUAUGGCACUCGCAUCUGUUCACGGGAUUAACAAACCGGAUUUCGGGGGUUACGCGACCUCCGCUCUAUGGGGAAGUGGUUGUUCAAUCUCCGCCACCUCUCGUUCCUGCCAGAAUUUAUAAAAGCAAUGGUUUUCUUAGAGUUUCCUGCAAUGGCGGCUUGAAUCAAAUGCGUGCUGCAAUCUGUGACAUGGUGACUGUUGCACGGCUUUUAAAUCUCACUUUGGUUGUUCCAGAGCUUGAUAAGAAAUCAUUCUGGGCAGACCCAAGUAAUUUUGAGGACAUUUUUGAUGUGAGACAUUUCAUCAAUUCACUAAGAGAUGAAGUUAGAAUUGUCAAAAGGCUUCCAAAGAAGUAUAUUAGGAAAUAUGGCCAUGAAGAUUUUCAGAUGCCACCAAUUAGUUGGUCAAACGAAAAAUACUACUUGGAGCAGAUUCUCCCCCUAUUCAACAAGUAUAAGUUGGUACAUUUCAAUAGAACUGACUCACGGUUGGCAAACAAUGGGAUCUCACUUGAUCUUCAAAGACUGAGGUGUCGCAUUAAUUUCCAGGGACUGAAAUUCACUCCUGAGAUUGAAACUUUGGGAUACAAAUUGGUUCAUCUUCUUCAACAAAAGGGACCAUAUGUGGCUUUACAUCUAAGAUAUGAAAUGGACAUGUUGGCUUUUUCUGGCUGCACACAUGGCUGCACUGAGGAAGAAGCUGAGGAGCUAAAACGGUUAAGGUAUGCAUACCCUUGGUGGAGGGAGAAAGAUAUUGUUUCUGAGGAGAGGAGACAACAAGGAUUAUGUCCUCUGACACCAGAAGAAGCAGCUUUAAUUUUGCAAGCUUUUGGUUUUGAUAACAAGACACAAAUCUAUAUUGCUUCUGGUGAAAUUUAUGGUGGAGAAAAGAGACUGUCAGCACUAAGAGCUGCCUUUCCAUGGAUUGUGAAAAAGGAAACACUAUUAGAUCCUGUCGAGCUGCAACAAUUUCAGAACCAUUCAUCUCAGAUGGCAGCCCUAGAUUUUUUGGUGUCAAUAGCCAGCAACACUUUCAUUCCAACAUAUGAUGGAAACAUGGCAAAAGUUGUGGAAGGUCAUCGCAGGUACCUUGGGUUUAGAAAGAGUAUUCUAUUGGACAGAAGAAAACUAGUACCUUUGCUAGAUUUACACCAGAAUGGGACGCUUACAUGGAACGAGUUUGAGGUUGCCGUAAGGCAAGCACAUGAGAAACGGAUGGGACAGCCCAGCCACCGGACAGUUGUUUCAGACAAGCCGAAGGAGGAAGAUUAUUUCUAUGCAAACCCUGAAGAAUGUCUUUGUGAGGGAACAAGUUGUGAUGACUUACAGGGCCCUCGUAACUCAAGUAAGCUCUCAUGAAAGCAGAAAAUGCAAUCAUUUCUUCAUGGUGUGAAGAACUUCUCAUCCAUGCAGGCUUUAUGUGAGUUCUUAAAAGGCAUGUAUACACACUUUAGAGUGAGCUUUGUAAGAAACGGCAGCAAAAGUUCCUCUUGUUUCCAUCUGGGAUUUAGAAAGUUCAUUUGUUAUUCAUUCUUUUUUACUAAAAAAAUUAAUUUAUGUAUAUAAUAUCGUGCAAUUUUGUGGAUCUUCUGGGUUGUGCUGAUGCAUUCUUCAAUUACUAGAUGUGUACAUAAAUUUCCAGGUGAGAU
Molecule: messenger RNA, 2194 nt
Organism: Rubroshorea leprosula
Lineage: Eukaryota; Viridiplantae; Streptophyta; Magnoliopsida; Malvales; Dipterocarpaceae
Source: the annotation of a GenBank genome assembly